GUGUGUGAGAUGUGAAGCCAAAAGACUUUUUCCUUCUGAUUUAUCUCUGGCUCCUCCUUCUUCGUUCCAUGUUCCUCAACCACUCUCAUUUAUUUCCCUUCCUUUAUUGCCAACACCCUGUUGCAAUCCCAGUAAGAGAGAGAGAUAGAGAAGAAGGUCUAUUGUGUGUGGUUUCUUCUUCUAGAGUGAGAGAGGGACAGGUGGGUGUCUUCACCUUUAAAGGCUUCACCAACUCCUGAGAGAGCAUUUAUAAUGGUGCAUCUCACAUGUUCAGUGAGAGAGAGAAGAUGGUGGUGCAAUGUCAAAAAACCAGUCUGGCCAUAAUAACUCUGCACUAAACUACUCCACCUAUAAAUCUCUCUCCACCAUUACACACUUUACCCUCAUUGCACCAUACUCACGCUCUUCUCCUUUACAUAAACACAACCUUUUUCAUCUUCUUUUACUCCUCCAUUUUCCUCUCUUGCAGCAACCUCACACGAGAAACCUCUGCAUCAGAAAUGCUCCUAUUUCGACACACCCUUCCCUGAAAGUAUGGAAACUUUCACGGCUCUAUUGUUGUUAACGGCGAUCACAGCUUACUUGAUAUGGUUCACUUUCAUCUCACGGUCGCUGAAGGGUCCACGUGUCUGGGCCUUAUUGGGCAGUCUCCCGGGUCUCAUAGACAACUGUGACCGCUUGCAUGACUGGAUCUGCGACAACCUACGCGCGUGUGGCGGCACUUACCAGACUUGCAUCUGCGCAAUCCCUUUCCUCGCCAAGAAGCAAGGUCUCGUGACUGUGACAUGCGACCCGAGGAACUUGGAGCACAUACUGAAGACCCGUUUCGACAAUUACCCCAAAGGCCCCACGUGGCAUGCUGUCUUUCAUGAUCUUUUGGGUGAUGGGAUCUUUAACUCUGACGGUGACACGUGGCUGUUCCAGCGCAAGACUGCAGCACUGGAAUUCACCACCAGGACAUUGCGUCAAGCCAUGGCUAGAUGGGUGAGCGGAGCCAUCAGCCGCCUCUGCUUGAUCCUGAAGAAAGCUCAUGAUCGAGCUGAACCCAUUGAUCUGCAAGACCUGAUGCUUCGUCUUACUUUUGACAACAUUUGUGGGUUAGCUUUUGGACGAGACCCACAAACAUGUGUGUCUGGUUUGCCUGAUAACCGUUUUGCAACUGCUUUUGACCGAGCCACCGAAGCCUCACUUCAGAGGUUCAUUUUGCCAGAGGUGUUGUGGAAAGUGAAGAAAUGGCUGCGGCUUGGAAUGGAGGUGAGCCUGAGCCGAAGCCUUGUCCACGUGGACGACCAUUUGUCGAAUGUCAUUGAGAAACGCAAGGUGGAAUUGCUGAAUCACCAGAAAGAUGGGAGUCUUCAUGAUGACUUGCUGACUAGGUUUAUGAGGAAGAAAGAAUCAUAUACAGACAAGUUUCUACAACAGGUGGCACUGAAUUUUAUCCUAGCUGGACGCGACACGUCAUCGGUGGCUCUGUGCUGGUUUUUUUGGUUGGUGAUGCAGAAUCCCAAAGUGGAGGAGAAAAUUCUGCGUGAAAUUUGUACAGUCUUGAUGGAGACACGUGGCGAUGACAUGGCAAAAUGGUUGGAUGAGCCGUUGGCCUUUGAGGAAGUUGACCGUUUGAUUUAUCUCAAGGCAGCAUUGUCUGAGACACUGAGGUUGUACCCUUCUGUGCCGGAGGACUCAAAGCAUGUGGUGGCCGAUGACGUGCUGCCGGACGGCACGUUUGUGCCGGCGGGGUCGUCGGUGACGUAUUCCAUUUAUUCAGCGGGGAGGAUGAAGUCCACGUGGGGUGAGGAUUGCAUGGAGUUUAGACCUGAGAGGUGGUUGUCAUCGGAUGGGACAAAGUUCAUCACGCAUGACUCUUUCAAGUUUGUUGCUUUCAAUGCUGGUCCAAGAAUAUGUUUGGGGAAGGAUUUGGCUUACCUUCAGAUGAAGUCCAUUGCUGCCGCGGUGCUGCUCCGGCACCGCCUUGUGCUGGUGCCUGGCCACCUGGUGGAGCAAAAGAUAUCACUCACUUUGUUCAUGAAAAAUGGACUCAAGGUCAAUGUCCAUGAGAGGGACUUGAGAGGGGUCAUUAUAAGUAUACAAAAAGAAAAGGAGGGAGAUGCGGGUUUUAGAAGUAAUGAAUGUUAGUUCGUUGUUUCAGUAGAUGGAGCAGAGUGUGUUGGAGGCUUCAGCAUGUGGAGUCAAGUUCGGAGGAUGAAAUUUCAGACACUGGAGCUUUAGCUUAUAGAGGAAGAGAACAGAAUUCCCUUUUCAGAAAAAAAGGGUAUAUGCAGAGUAUUUAUUAUUCAUAUGGUAAUUGUGGAUGGAUUCUUUUUCCAGGGUCGUGGGGUGGAUUAUUGCUUUCUCAGUCCAUCUUCCUUGUAGAAUCCUUGCAAAUAUUCAUCCUAUUCUUUAUUUCUUGUUGGUUUUGAUGUUUCUAUUUGAUUUUAUUGGUAGUGAGAUCUAAACUCACAUUUCACAAUGUUCAAUGUUGAUGUUGAUAAAAGAAUGUCUUCAGUUUUAUGAAA
Messenger RNA from Vigna angularis (adzuki bean), 2513 nucleotides. Its product is annotated as cytochrome P450 86A8. The record is from RefSeq and is a predicted model, not a curated record. Gene Ontology annotation, molecular function: oxidoreductase activity, acting on paired donors, with incorporation or reduction of molecular oxygen; heme binding; monooxygenase activity. The transcript has 2 exons. The coding region runs from base 535 to 2133 and encodes 532 amino acids. Lineage: Eukaryota; Viridiplantae; Streptophyta; Magnoliopsida; Fabales; Fabaceae.